Molecule: messenger RNA, 2320 nt
Organism: Penaeus vannamei (Pacific white shrimp)
Lineage: Eukaryota; Metazoa; Arthropoda; Malacostraca; Decapoda; Penaeidae
Source: RefSeq, a predicted model, not a curated record
GCCCAUUGGUAUAUAAAGGUCUCGCAGCAAGAAAGCUCCGUCGAACGAGGAAGACCCAAAACAACCAUGGCAGGUAACGUAAAGAAAAGGAAUCAGCUCAAAGAUGGAGAAACUACAUACCUCAUCAACCAAAGUUCCAAUAGAUGUUUGAGUGUCACGGAGGGAUCGAGUCCUCACGACGCAGUGGUGUCGACUGCGAAAUGUGCCAACAGUCAGAGUCAGCAAUGGAUCAAAACUGGCGGCCAGUGGCUGUGGGGAGGAAAUACAGCUUACUGUUUAGUGCCUAUUGAUGGGACAAAUAAUGUAGGUCUGGGUGAUUCAAACUCUUCCACAAUUUCAUGGGUCUACGAUGAGGAUGAGAGGAUAUGCCUUGGGUCAAAUGCACUAGAAGAUCCAAGGACAAAAGUUAUACUAAAUCUCCCAAAUAAUGAUUUAAACCAAAAAUGGUGGAUCGAAACUGUGAACUCAGAACCAGAAUUCCUCAUCAACCAAAGCAGCAAUACGUGUGUUGGUGUACGCAGUGGUUCAAGACCAAGUGAUGCCGUUGUAGGAAUGAUGCCAAAUAGUGGAGACAACCAGCAGGUGUGGUUCCCUGUUGGUAAUUCUUGGCAAUGGGGAGGGAAUCGUGCCUAUUGUCUCGCUCCAGACUACAACACACGGUCUGUCAAGCUAGAGGACACCGCUAGUUCUACAGCAUCCUGGUACAUGGAUGAUGCAGAGAGGUUUAGGAUUGGCGCUGAUGCUCUGGACGUGCCUCGGCCAGAACCUAGGACAACGGUAAUUUUGUAUUACCCAAAUGAUGGACUUCACCAAAAAUGGUGGAAGUUUUCUGAUUUAAAGGCAGGCCUAGAAGGAGCUAAGCCGGCUGUGUACCCAUUCCCUGGUAGUGAUGAGACGACAUACAAUCAGGAAUUAACGCGUGGACUCUUAAAUGAGCUGGGUUCAAAGUCAGAAACUCUCCUCUAUCCUCGGGAUGUGGUUACUUUCCCUGGUACAGUUGACACUAGCACGCCAAGAGUCACAGAAAAGGUGACUCUAGAUCUAUCUGUUCUUGGGCAAGUCAGAGAUUUCCGAAUGACAGUUCCCAAAGACUGGCAGCUCACUGACCUGUACCUAGCGGAGGGAGACGUGUGUCAGGUUAUUCUGCCUGAAACUUUAUCAGAGGCACAAGCACUGCAGAUCACUGUUCGCAUUGGUGCACACAUUGACUGGCUUCAGCCUAAUUCACCGAAUGUUUCUAAUAAAUACUUUAGACGCAUGCCCAAAGUUUCUGAGGUUUUCUAUGUCAAACCAGGUGUGAAUGAGAUCAGGAGUCAGUAUGGAGGCAACAUCAUAUUUGUGUUCAGUGAAGGGGAACAUUUCACAGUUGAUGUUGAUGUCACGAACGUGGUCGAAGCGCCAUACUAUCGCUAUGGACAGACAUCGAAUGCAGAAUGGGAAACUAUCAAAAUGAGAGAUGCUCCACAGACGAUAAUGGAAUCAGAUAAAUGUGUGGUUGUUCUUGCCACAAAGGAUGCAAGAAAAGUAACCAAUCCUGACGAACUGAUGUCUCGUUAUGACGAAAUUAUGGGAAUGCUAAAUUACGCUGCAGGUUUUGAUGAGUCGGAAGAUCCACCACGCGGUAAACAGUGGCUGGUUAAUGAUGCUCAGAUCACAGCUGGAUCAGCCCACGCUGGAUUCCCAGCUAUGUUUUGGCGCGUAUAUUAUAACAUGGCUGAUAAUAGCACUCCCUAUGACUGGGUAAGUUGGCAUGAACUUGGACACAACUACCAGCAAAGGCCAUACUGGGCAGGAGUUUACGGUGUGGAAUCUACAGUCAACUUAUUUUCACUGUACAUCCAGGAGCAGCUGUUCGAUAGUGACAGAUUGGAAGAGCAGAAUAGUUACGUCACAGCAGCUGAUAAAGUAGACAAUGGAAUGACCUUCGACGAGGGAGACGUGUGGGAUCAGCUGGUGUUCCUGAUGGAGAUCAAGCAUGCCUUCCCAUUAGGAUGGGGAAUGUUCCGUCAGCUCAACCGUACAACUCGAGCUCUUUCUGACGACGAGGCCAAAUAUUUGACACAAGAUCGUCAACGGCAGAUCGACCAUGUGUACAAGAACCUCAGCAAGAGCGUGGGCUACGACCUAGUCCUUACCUACGAGCGCUGGGGUCUGAGCCUAAGCCAGGAAGCCAAGGACGAAAUAGAGCAACUGGGUCUGGAGAAGGCGCCGGGAGACCUCUCUCACCGACCCACCGAAAAGCCGUGUAAAGUAACAAGUGUAUCUGAUGCUCGGAAUUAUACACCGUGUAUCUCUCCUUGACAUAUACGAAAAAUAGAGA